Molecule: messenger RNA, 2501 nt
Organism: Clarias gariepinus (North African catfish)
Lineage: Eukaryota; Metazoa; Chordata; Actinopteri; Siluriformes; Clariidae
Gene: papss2b
Product: 3'-phosphoadenosine 5'-phosphosulfate synthase 2b
Exons: 13
Coding region: 1-1989 (662 amino acids)
Biological process (GO): 3'-phosphoadenosine 5'-phosphosulfate biosynthetic process; sulfate assimilation
Molecular function (GO): sulfate adenylyltransferase (ATP) activity; ATP binding; adenylylsulfate kinase activity
Source: RefSeq, a predicted model, not a curated record
AUGGAAAGGAGGACUUCCAGGAAGAGAGGAAGAAAGUUGUGUUUGUGCUACGUGUCCAAGCGCUUUCCUCUCCUCCGCUCACUGCUAUUUAAGACGUCCUCCGAUCCUCACGGCUCUCACACUAACACUCAGAUCAUCAGUGCCGUCAUGUCUGGGACCAACAAUCAGAGAACGGCUCUCCAAAGGGCAACGAACGUUGUAUACCAGGCGCACCAUGUGAGCAGGAACAAACGAGGCCAAGUUGUGGGAACCAGAGAUGGUUUUCGAGGUUGCACUGUAUGGCUGACAGGCCUGUCUGGCGCAGGGAAGACUACAGUGGGUUUUGCUCUGGAGGAGUACCUAGUUUCCCAUGGCAUUCCGUGCUAUUCUCUUGACGGUGAUAACAUUCGCCAUGGCCUGAACAAGAACCUGGGUUUCGCUACAGUAGACAGAGAAGAGAACAUCCGGCGUAUUGCAGAGGUGGCCAAGCUGUUUGCUGAUGCCGGCUUGGUUUGCAUCACUAGCUUCAUCUCUCCUUUUACGAAGGACCGAAAUGAAGCGAGGAAGGUCCACGAGAAUUCAAACCUGAAGUUCUUUGAGGUAUUUGUAAAUGCGCCACUGGAGGUGUGCGAGAGCAGGGAUGUCAAAGGGCUUUAUAGAAUGGCCCGUGCGGGAGAGAUUAAAGGCUUCACGGGGAUUGAUUCGGAGUAUGAGAAGCCAGAUUCGCCUGAGCUUGUACUAAAAACUGGAGAGCUCACAGUGAAUGAGUGCAUACACCAACUGGUGAAUCUCCUUAAAGAGCAGGGAAUUGUUCCCAGUGGCCUUACGGAGGAGAUCAAUGAAUUGUUUGUCCCUGAAAACAAGAUUGUCCUGGCACUGAGUGAUGCCAACAUACUUCCUAGGGUAAACAUUACCAAGUUGGAUCUUCAAUGGGUUCAAGUGUUGGCUGAAGGGUGGGCAACUCCUCUGAAAGGCUUUAUGAAGGAAAGGGAGUUCCUGCAGGUCCUUCACUUUGGUAGUCUAAUUGAUGGUGGCGCCAUCAACCUUUCCAUACCAAUUGUCCUACCAGUGUCCACGGAAGACAAAGACAGGUUGAAUGGUUGUGCUGCUUUUGCUCUGGAGUAUAAAGGUCGCCGAGUGGCCAUACUGAGGAAUCCCGAGUUUUAUGAACACCGUAAGGAGGAACGCUGCGCAAGACAGUGGGGAACCACAUGUCCCAAGCACCCUUAUAUCGAGAUGGUUAUGAAAAGUGGUGAUUGGUUGGCCGGUGGAGAUUUGGAGGUGUUGGAACGAAUCAAAUGGAACGAUGGUCUAGAUCAAUACCGUCUCAGCCCGAAGGAGCUUAAACAAAAAUUUAAGGAAAUGAGAGCAGAUGUAGUCUUUGCCUUCCAGUUGCGGAAUCCCGUGCACAACGGCCACGCGCUCCUGAUGCAGGACACCAGGAGGCGACUGCUGGAGCGUGGCUACAAGAAACCUGUGUUGCUCUUGCACCCACUCGGAGGGUGGACUAAAGAGGAUGAUGUGCCUCUGGAUUGGCGCAUGAAGCAGCAUGCUGCUGUUCUUGAAGACGGUGUGCUAGAUCCUACCAGCACCAUUGUAGCCAUCUUCCCCUCACCCAUGAUGUAUGCUGGUCCCACAGAGGUACAAUGGCACUGCAGGGCCAGAAUGAUUGCAGGUUCUAACUUUUACAUCGUUGGCCGUGACCCAGCAGGCAUGCCGCAUCCUGAGACUAAAGAGGACCUAUAUGAUCCCACACAUGGUGGCAAAGUGCUGAGCAUGGCACCAGGGCUCACUUCUGUAGAAAUCAUUCCAUUCAGAGUGGCUGCUUACAAUAAAGUAAAGAAAGCAAUGGACUUCUACAACAAAGAUAGACACAGUGACUUUGAGUUCAUCUCUGGGACCAAAAUGAGAAAACUGGCUCGCAGUGGAGAAAAUCCUCCAGAAGGUUUUAUGGCACCCAAGGCAUGGAAGGUCCUCACAGAGUAUUAUGCCUCCCUCCAAAAAGAUUAAUGUAUAUAUGCCAUGUCACAAUAGGCACCAACUGAACAAUAUCUAUUCAAGUUUUAUAAUUAAAUUAUAGGAUUUUAGUCCAGUAUAUUUAUAAUGCAAGUCCUCUUAACUCAAAUGAUUUUUUUUUCUUCUGUACUAUAUUUAAAACAAAUUAUUUUAAAUGAAUGUAUAAAGAAAAUUGUGUAGGGUCCGUGUCUCAAGAUUUCAGGCGAUGCUUCAUUACUGCAGCCAUUUAUCAUGCUGUCAUGUUAAACGAAGCCACAUGCUUCAGCUAAUUUCCGGUCAUGUAAUCACUCACUUUAUUAUAUGUACGUUUUACAUAUUGGUUUAAUAUGAUGGUCUCGCAUUGAUCAAAGUAUUCAAUUUGAUAUACACUGCAUCUUAAUGCUUAAUUAAAGCAGCUUGAACUACAACUCCUUCAGAAAUGAAUACCUCCAAGAAAAGAAAAAUACCUCGGAACAUGAACAUAUACAGUUUAUACGUCCAUUUUUCUCAUGUGCCUGAAAUCUUUA